AUGGACUGGCCUUCAUCUGUAUACACAUUUUUCGUCAUCUGCUGCAACGGGUGGGUAAUCGACGCGAUGGAAAUUCUUGUGGUGGCGUUUGUGCUGGAAGACAUUGCGACCACGUUCGAGCUGGGCAGCGUCGGAAAGGGGCUAAUCGGCAGUGCCAGUUUCUUUGGGAUGCUUGUCGGCGCGGGUUUCUGGUCCAUCUACGCGGACAAGCGCGGCCGCAGGACAGCCUUCGUGUCGUCUCUGGCCUGCGUCUUUGUCGGCGGGGUCUUCUCCGCUCUGUCACCGUCGCUGUAUAUCCUCUGCCUGUGCCGGGUGCUCGUUGGCUUCGGAGUAGGAGGUAACUUGCCGGUGACAACCGCGCUCGUCACCGAGUUUCUGCCAACCGACGAGAGGGCCAAAAUUCUCUGCCGAGUGGCUGGAAUUUUCUGGGGCGUCGGUAUGAUCUCCGCUUCCCUCCUUGGUCUAAUCCUCGCCAAUGUUCUCGGGCCCGGGCAGGAAGAGACUAUGUGGCGCUGGUUUCUGGGGGCGGCCGCGCUUCCAUCAGCAAUGGUGGCCGUGGCUUACCGGUUACUUCCUGAAUCUCCUCGCUUCCUGCAGGUCAUGGGGAGGCACGACGAGGCGAUGCAGGUGUUGGAGCGCGUGGCGAGAAUAAACGGCAAGCUUGACGUGCUCGGGUUGGACUUUUCAGGGCAGGCUACCGGUCUGAGGUCUGACGGCGGCGGCCGCGACGGCGAAGCAGCUGCCGCCGGGAUCGGACAAUCCGCGACGUACGGGCGAAAGGCUGACAACAUUGAGGCGGGAGAAGUGCGCGAGCUGUUCCACACUCCUAUUCUGCGAAGGAUCACCUUGUCCCUAUGGGUGGUCUGGCUCACCCUGAACAUCAGCUACUACGGUGUGACCUUCUUGCUGCCGAGGUACUACGAUGAGAUAUCGGGCGGGGAAGCGGACUUCGUAUACAUUCUCAGCGCCCUCGUUGGGGCAACGUUUAUCCCGGGCGCGUUCGCGGCCAUGAGGCUGUGCUCUGAGCGUUGCCUCGGUCGCGUGGGUGCUCUCAAGUGGUCGUCCUUUGCCACGGCGACCGCCGUCCUUUUGCUGGCCACGACCGUGCAAGUGGAGGCUCUCUUCGCGGUGGCGUCUCUCUUGACCCUGUUCGUUGUCACUAUCCCUGGGAUUGUCAUAUAUGUCUUGACGCCAGAACUGUACGCGACAAAGUACCGAGCAGUGGGCUUGGGAGCCGCGAGCUGUGUGACGCGCCUGGGAGGUUUGAUUGCACCCAUGCUGGCGGAGUUGUUGUACGAUCGGGGUGGCCCAGUGGCUCCUUUGUUGGUGUUCGGGCCGAUCAUGAUUAUCACCGGCAUCGCGGCGGGCAUGAUUCCCGUCGAAACGGCCGGACGAGAACUAGACGACGACAGCUGGGACCGCAAAGAACCGGCCAAAACAACACGGGCAUUUGCUCGCCCCCAUGCGGAGCCAUACUCCGACGCUCCUGUGGUUCCGUGAAAGAGGACCGCGAAGGCUGUGGUGUAUUUUUGUUGGGGUUCUGACGCUGCCGGGUGCUAGUCCGGUAAACUUUCUUAUGUUUGUUAAUUGGUGGUGUACACCCGCCGUACGUCGUUUGGGAGCGAGAUGGAACGAUAGCCGGGGCACGUCAGAAAAGGACGCGCGAAUCUGGUGGUGGCGAGCAGCAUGUUUGUUCCACGGCCUGGCCGGUUCCCUUUCUUCGUAGGGUUGGGUUGCUUUUUUCCGCUGGGGUGUUAUACGAGUAUUUUCGUCUUGUACUUCGUAUGACAUACGUAGAGGGGAUGGGACCAAAUGGCGAAACACGUUGCGCUGCAUCGCAACAGUGUUGUGGUCAUUUAUGUGGGGUCAGGUUCAGUGCAUCUUGUUUCCCUUCCUGUGUGUGGCAUGGCCUUGUCGAAGGGUCAUAUCGUCCUUACAUUCAUCGAGGACGAUUCCCUCGGUUCACGUUGGCGUCGUCGUGAGAUGUAUGUCUGAUUUUAGUGGCAAAGACCCAGGUUCGAUUCCGACUCUCACCUUCAAGAGGUGGGGGCGUACUCUUCAAGAGGUGGGGGAAAAAUAUAAAGCAGAUUGUCUGGUGACUGAUGUGGCGGAUGUACGUGUAGUGCAGUUGACACAGACGCUCGGAAGGUUUUGAAGCAAUGAAUCGACUCGCCGCGACGUAGUAGGGUAGAUGGCCAUAAUUCAUACGAAGUAGAUGAUAUUCUUCACAAAGGGCCAUAUCUAUGUCCUCCCCAAAACGUCGGUCGAGGGUGAUGUCCUCUCUUCACACUGAAGUGAGUAAAUAAAUGUGUGACUUGCGGAGUGCAGUCCGGCUAGAGCAUUGAAAGCGAUGAGAUUGGAUUCUCCCCGUCCGCGGGGGGUUGAGUUGGGGUUAGAUUAAUGUAUCUGGUCGGCGGCAACCGAACGACGGGCCUUGGACUGAUGAUGAUGAUGAUGCUGAAACGACCACGCUAUCCCUUGUGCACGUGGACCUGGUCGUACGGUCUGUUAGUGACUUUCUAUCUAAGGCCUUUACGCCCUCUGAUUGGUCGAGCGGUCUUUCGCUCUCCAGCGUCCUCUCUCUGUUCCGCAGAUAUAUUCCGAGAACGCGGUGCAGCCGCUUUCUCACCAGACUGGUCUGCUUUCUCGCCAGUCCACGUGCUCGCCCAGUUUCGGCCACCAGGCCCUCCGUUGGCCGUGAGUGAGGCUUUGGGGGUGGGUUAGGUUGCGUCGGUCACGGGUGUGCGUCAUAUCCCCGUCUGCAGUGCUAUGGUUCAUCAUCGGUCAGAGCUAAGGAGUCAUCAACAGAGCGCAAGCACGUAAACACAUUAUCAUAAGACUAAAAUCUUUCUGACUUCGGAUGCCGUCAGAGAGGCGGCGGCGGCCCGAGCGCAAGGGGUAACUCAGGGGGAACAAGUGGGCAAAUAAGCUUGUCGAGGAUCAACCGCGGGUGGAAACGCGUGCCUUGGCGCGGUCCACGAAGCACAAUUCUGAAGCUUUGGCUUAGCAUCUCAAACCAAUGUCCAUGUUUCAUUCGACUCGGGACAGGUAGGGGGUGAU
Messenger RNA from Ectocarpus sp. CCAP 1310/34, 3060 nucleotides. The record is from the annotation of a GenBank genome assembly. NCBI's taxonomy places the organism in Eukaryota, Phaeophyceae, Ectocarpales, Ectocarpaceae.